AUGACAGCUUUGCUACGCGCCGCGCCUCAGUGCGUCCCCUUUGACGUGCGGCUGCAGCUGUUCAGGCAGGUUCUUCAGGAGGACAAGGCGAGGGGCCGGUGGGACGUGAGCGCAGCGGAGGGUGGGCCCCGCCCCCUGAAGCUGACAGUGCGGCGCGACCAGCUUCUGGAGGAUGCCUACGCAGCACUGGGAGGCAUGGGCGAGGCCAUGAAGGGUCGCCUCUAUGUGACAUUCAUAAGCGCGUCAGGCGCCCCGGAGGCUGGCCUGGACCAUGGUGGCCUGACAAAGGAGUUGCUGGAAACGGCAGUGGCAGCGGCCUUGCAGCCGGGCUACGGGCUGUUUGAGGUGGCACAGGGCAGCGGCUUGGCCUACCCCUCUCCCACUGCGGAGGCCAUCCCUCACGGGCUCGCUCUGCUGGAGUUCACAGGCCUGCUCGUGGGCAAAGCGCUGUACGAGGGGAUCCUGCUGGAUCUGGCCCUGGCUCCUCCUCUGGUGCUGGCACUGCAGGGCCAGAGGCCUGGGGUGGAUGACCUGGCGGCAGUGGACGCGGGGCUGGCCUCGGGGCUGGCGGCCGUGAAGGACUAUGGCGGCGACGUCGCAGACCUGGGUCUCACCUUCAGCGUUGACCUGCAGAGCUUUGGCCAGACGGUCUCUGUGGACCUGCUCCCUGGUGGCGGGUCGUUGCCUGUUACCAACGACAGUCGUACCCUUUACUGUCACCUGCUGGCGGACUUUCACCUCAACAGGAG
This is a messenger RNA of Monoraphidium neglectum, 749 nucleotides long. RefSeq lists its product as hypothetical. The transcript is spliced from 6 exons. The record is from RefSeq and is a predicted model, not a curated record. Gene Ontology annotation, biological process: protein polyubiquitination; ubiquitin-dependent protein catabolic process. Gene Ontology annotation, molecular function: ubiquitin protein ligase activity. Lineage: Eukaryota; Viridiplantae; Chlorophyta; Chlorophyceae; Sphaeropleales; Selenastraceae. The annotation marks the transcript as partial.